AUAUUCCCACUUGAGGGAGCACAGAGAUGGUUCUGAAGCUUUGUCUAUUCAAAGCGCUCUCUCAUCUCUAAUCUCAAACUAUCUUGGAAAAGGAAACUUGGAAAACCAGCAUCACCUGGGCUAUAGCAGUAAUUUACUAACAGAGGUGCUGAGAAGACUCAAGUUCCCAGGUUCAGAACAUUUAUGCUCCUUGUCUACCCCCAAGUCAUUCAAGCUUUGACUGUCUGGCUGACAGUCACCUACUGGGAUCCUGCCCAGAUGUGUCCCUUUCUCAAUGGUCACUUCUUCAGAUAGCUCCCCAGCUUUGGAAAAUGAGCAUCCUCAAGAGACCCCAGAAUCCAACAACAGUGUGUAUACUUCCUUCAUGAAGUCUCAUCGCUGCUAUGACCUGAUUCCCACAAGUUCCAAAUUGGUUGUAUUUGAUACUUCCCUGCAGGUGAAGAAAGCUUUCUUUGCUUUGGUGACUAAUGGUGUACGAGCUGCCCCUUUGUGGGAUAGUAAGAAGCAAAGUUUUGUGGGCAUGCUGACCAUCACAGAUUUCAUCAAUAUCCUGCAUCGCUACUAUAAGUCAGCCUUGGUACAGAUCUAUGAACUAGAAGAACACAAGAUAGAAACUUGGAGAGAGGUGUACCUACAGGACUCCUUUAAACCGCUCGUCUGCAUUUCUCCUAAUGCCAGUUUGUUUGAUGCUGUAUCUUCAUUAAUUCGAAACAAGAUCCACAGGCUGCCAGUUAUUGACCCAGAAUCAGGCAACACCUUGUACAUCCUCACCCACAAGCGCAUCCUGAAAUUCCUCAAAUUGUUUAUCACAGAGUUCCCCAAGCCAGAGUUCAUGUCUAAGUCUCUGGAAGAGCUACAGAUUGGCACCUAUGCCAAUAUUGCUAUGGUCCGCACUACCACCCCUGUCUACGUAGCUCUGGGCAUCUUUGUACAGCAUCGAGUCUCGGCGUUGCCAGUGGUAGAUGAGAAAGGACGUGUGGUGGACAUCUACUCCAAGUUUGAUGUUAUCAAUCUGGCAGCAGAAAAGACCUACAACAACCUAGAUGUGUCUGUGACUAAAGCCCUACAACAUCGAUCACACUACUUUGAGGGCGUUCUUAAGUGCUACCUGCACGAGACUCUAGAGACCAUCAUCAACAGGCUUGUGGAAGCAGAGGUUCACCGACUUGUAGUGGUGGAUGAGAGUGAUGUGGUCAAGGGAAUUGUAUCACUGUCUGACAUCCUGCAGGCCUUGGUGCUCACAGGUGGAGAAAAGCUCUGAGCUGGGGGAAGGGGUCAGGCAGCACCAUGCCCCACUCACUGCUGGAAGCUCUGGGAAUCAGAUGAAACUUGUGAGGACUGUGACUGUUCCCUGCUCAGGAGCCCCCUACCCUCCUAUCUGGGAGCGAGGGGAGGUGUAGGGGGAGGAAGGAGAAUGAAUUUUUAGCUGCCCCCACCCUAACACGUACACUUGAAGAAAACUUUCAGCCUAGCCAAUUCUAGCCCUGUCCUCUUAGAUAUAGUCCCCUUUCUGGGUGAACUAUGGGCUUUGUGCCCCUCAGGCAAAUUUUGAUCUCUAAGAGAUCCCCAGACCUCACCCUGCCUUUGCUUCCAUCUCUGCCAUGACUCUACCCGAAGAUAAUAGCACAACAAAACUCUUCAUCAAGAUAUUUUUAUUCAUCCUUUUUCAUGAUAUAUGGAGGAGGCUGAGUCCAUUUAGUGACACUUCUUCCCAUAAUAUGAGUGGGGAGGAGGGCCUCUGGGUUCUUGUGCUGCAUGCCUAUGAAGGGACAUGGGGGUUAGGUAGAGGAGGAGGACAGAGUGGUUAGCCAAGGUUAUUGCUGUUCAUGGCAAAUCUAAUUAAAUGACAGGAAUCUUGUCAUGGUA
Lemur catta (Ring-tailed lemur) is the source of this 1866-nucleotide messenger RNA. RefSeq names its product protein kinase AMP-activated non-catalytic subunit gamma 1 (gene PRKAG1). The transcript has 12 exons. Bases 275 to 1261 code for a protein of 328 amino acids. The record is from RefSeq and is a predicted model, not a curated record. NCBI's taxonomy places the organism in Eukaryota, Metazoa, Chordata, Mammalia, Primates, Lemuridae.